GGUGCAAUGGGGGGGGUGCCCAUGGGUGCAAUAGGGGGUGCCCCUGGGUGCCGUGGGGGUGCCCCCCGCUGACCCUUCCCCCCCCGCGCAGGCCGGGGGCCGCGGGGGCCGCGGGGGCCGCCCCGCCAUGGCCUGCCUGCACGAGACGCGGACGCCGUCGCCCUCGCUGGCGCUGGCCUCGGACGGGACCCCCGAGCAGGAGCUGACCCCCACCCAGUGCGUCCUGCGCGACGUCCUGCCCGCCGCCCCCGCCGCCCCCGCCGCCCCCCCCGAGGCCUGGCCCCGCCGGGGGGGUCCCCGGCACCCCGAGCUGGGGCCCGAGGGUGCGGGGCCCCUGGCCCCCGAGGGCGCCCACCUGCGCUGCCAGGCCGGGGGGGGGUUCCUGGAGGGGCUCUUCGGCUGCCUCAAGCCCGUCUGGACCAUGAUCGGCAAAGCCUACGCCGCCGAGCACAAGCACCCCCAGGAGGACCCCUGGGAGGUGCCGUUCGAGGAGAUCCUGGACCUGCAGUGGGUGGGCAGCGGGGCGCAGGGCGCCGUCUUCCUGGGCCGCUUCCACGGGGAGGAGGUGGCCGUCAAGAAGGUGCGGGACCUGAAGGAGACCGACAUCAAGCACCUGCGCAAGCUCAAGCACCCCAACAUCAUCACCUUCAAGGGUGUGUGCACCCAGGCACCCUGCUACUGCAUCAUCAUGGAGUUCUGCGCCCAGGGCCAGCUCUACGAGGUGCUGCGCGCCGGGCGCAAGGUCACCCCCUCCCUCCUCGUCGACUGGUCCAUGGGCAUCGCCGGCGGCAUGAACUACCUGCACCUCCACAAGAUCAUCCACCGCGACCUCAAGUCGCCCAACAUGCUCAUCACCUACGACGACGUGGUGAAGAUCUCGGACUUCGGCACCUCCAAGGAGCUCAUUGACAAGAGCACCAAGAUGUCCUUCGCUGGCACGGUGGCCUGGAUGGCACCCGAGGUCAUCCGCAAUGAGCCCGUCUCCGAGAAGGUUGACAUCUGGUCCUUCGGGGUGGUGCUGUGGGAGCUGCUGACGGGGGAGAUCCCCUACAAGGACGUGGACUCCUCGGCCAUCAUCUGGGGGGUGGGCAGCAACAGCCUCCACCUGCCCGUCCCCUCCGGCUGCCCCGACGGCUUCAAGGUGCUGCUGCGCCAGUGCUGGAACAGCAAGCCCCGGAACCGGCCGUCCUUCCGCCAGAUCCUGCUGCACCUCGACAUCGCCUCCGCCGACGUCCUCUCCACCCCCCAGGAGACCUACUUCAAAUCCCAGGCGGAGUGGCGGGAGGAGGUGAAGCUGCACUUCGAGAAGAUCAAGUCGGAGGGGACGUGUCUGCACCGGCUGGAGGAGGAGCUCAUCAACCGCCGGCGCGAGGAGCUCCGGCACGCGCUGGACAUCCGGGAGCACUACGAGCGGAAGCUGGAACGCGCCAACAACCUCUACAUGGAGCUCAGCGCCCUCAUGCUGCAGCUGGAGCUCAAGGAGAAGGAGCUGCUCAGGCGGGAGCAGGCGCUGGAGAAGCGUUACCCCGGGCUCUUCAAGCCGCGGGCGCCGCGGGGGCUCCUGCACGGCAACGCCGUCGAGACCCUCAUCAAGAAACGCAACGUCCCCCAGAAGCUCUCGCCCCACGGCAAGCGCCCCGACAUCCUGAAGCCGGAGGUGCUGCUGCCCAAGCUGGACGCGGCCAUGGCGCAGGUGGCCCUGCCGGGGUGUCCCAAGGGCCCCCCCUCGCCCGGCCGCAGCCGUCGGGCCAAGGGCCGCCAUCGCAAAGCCGGACCCCGGGGGGGCUGCGGGGAACCGGGUCCCGAGACCGGACCCCCCCGGGGACUUCCCGGACCCCCCCCCACCGCCGCCGGCCCCGAUCUCCUCGGGGGUACCCUGGAGGCUGCGGGCGCCCCCCCGGCCGCCGUCCCCGACGCGGGACCUGGGGGGGCGACGGGCACCCAAGGGUCCCCCCCGCCGCGGGCCCCGGCCCCCGGCGAGCCCGAGCGGGAGAGCGGGACCGGCCGGGGGGGCAAGGGGGGGCCCGGGCAGCACCUCACCCCCGCGGCGCUGCUGUACCGGGCGGCCGUCACCCGCGGGCAGAAGCGGGGGGUCUCGUCGGAGGAGGAGGAGGGGGAAGUGGACAGCGAGGUGGAGCUGCCGCUGCGGCAGAGGUGGCCCCCGGGCAUGAGCAAGCGCCAGUCGCUGUCGACCUUCAGCUCGGAGAACUUCUCGGACGGGGACGGGGACGGGGACGGGGACGAGGGGCACACGAGCGAGCCCUCGCACAGCGCCACCCCCGACGUGGGCAGCACCAACACGGACGAGCGCCCCGACGACCGCUCCGAGGACCUGCUCUCCCAGGGCUCCGAGAUCCCCCUGGACGCCGCCCCCCCCGAGGGGCCCGGCCGCCGCCACGGGGGGCUCAGCCCCAAGGUCUCCGAGGACUCGGACUGCGACAGCGCGGAGCUGGAUCACUCAGGCAGCGGCGAGGGGCCCCCCCGGCCCACGGCCCCCCCCCGGCCUGUGACCUGUGUCCCCCCCACACCCCAACCCCCCCACACCCCCCCCUGCACACACACACACCCCCCCACACGCCCCCCUCCCACUUGUACAGCCCCAAAUAUUUAUAUAAAUAUCUAUGGAUCUCUACGGAAAGCUCUGACCCCAAGGUCCCAUGUCCCCAGGACCCCGUAG
This is a messenger RNA of Chroicocephalus ridibundus (black-headed gull), 2677 nucleotides long. RefSeq names its product mitogen-activated protein kinase kinase kinase 12 (gene MAP3K12). The record is from RefSeq and is a predicted model, not a curated record. Lineage: Eukaryota; Metazoa; Chordata; Aves; Charadriiformes; Laridae. Gene Ontology annotation, molecular function: ATP binding; MAP kinase kinase kinase activity. Gene Ontology annotation, biological process: protein autophosphorylation; signal transduction. Gene Ontology annotation, cellular component: cytoplasm.